This is a messenger RNA of Bactrocera dorsalis (oriental fruit fly), 678 nucleotides long. RefSeq lists its product as uncharacterized. Bases 169 to 678 code for a protein of 169 amino acids. The record is from RefSeq and is a predicted model, not a curated record. Lineage: Eukaryota; Metazoa; Arthropoda; Insecta; Diptera; Tephritidae. The transcript has 3 exons.
UUUAUUACCUUGUGAAGAUUUUAGCAUAUUUGUUUUGAUUCUGUAUUUUAUUAUAUAUCCGAAAGAUUGUGAAUGCAUGUGUAUUUUUGAAUGUUUUAUUCCAUUUAAACUUGUGUGUCCCUGCAUGUUAAAACGUGCGCAGAUUGGUAAAGAGGGAGUGUACCAAUUAUGUCUGGGAAGCGUAAUAUAUCGUACGUUAAACCACAAGAUCCCAGUUUUCUAGCCAAGUUAAAGUCACAAAUCGGAUAUAAAGAAGGGCCAUCUUUGGAAACCAAGCGUCAAAAAGUUGAUUUCGACGACAAUAGCUCAGAUAGCGACCGCGAAGAGGAGAAGCCCCAAAUCGUUGUUUUGCAGAGUGGAGAUUUGACAGCUGAAGAAGUGCAGAAAGAGGAAGCUCGAAUCGCAAAAGAAGCAGCGGAGGCAAAAGCCGAUCUCAGUAAGCCAAUAGUGUUCCAGAAGCGAAAAGAAACUCAGAGUAUAAACUCCGAAGAAUUGACAAGUGCCGGCAGCUCAAAAUCCAAUAAUCAUAGUUCCAAUACCUCUCAAACAAGCAAAAAAGUCGAAGGUAGAAAGGAAAAAUCAAACAAAGGCGAAUCCAAGUCACUUAAAAAUAAGAAGAACAACCAAAAAAGCAAGCUAUCGUUUGACGUCGACGAGGAGGAAGACGACGACGUAUAA